Molecule: messenger RNA, 3353 nt
Organism: Chara braunii
Lineage: Eukaryota; Viridiplantae; Streptophyta; Charophyceae; Charales; Characeae
Source: the annotation of a GenBank genome assembly
CAGUUGCGCGUUUCCGCCCCCCACAUUGCCGCUUGGGGCGCAUACCGUCGGGUGACAUGGCGGACAGGGCGGAGGGGCCAUUCGAGGAGGACAUGGCCUGCCCAAGGGACCAUGUUGUGUGGACUAGGGUGACUCCUGGGCGGAUGCUGCCAGGCAAUUCUCGUGGGGUGAGAAGACUCCGCUGCAAGCUCUGCAACAAGGAGUACAAAGGGAACAGGCAGUGUGCGGCAGAGCACUUCAUCCUGGCGAGGGUGUCGGUCAGAUGUCUGGGUGCGAACCUCUCCAUUUGGAAGAGGCUGCACCGCAUCGGUGCAAAGCUUCCACCGGAUCUGCUGGAGAGGGUGCGGAUGGUGUUGGAGCACGAAAGGGACGACGACGACGACGACAUUCCUGACGCGUCAGGUGCUGGAGAGGAGGGGGGAGGUGGGAUUGCUGAUCAGCUAGAGGAAGUAUGUGGUGCGGAGGGUGAGGAGGGAUUGAAUGAGGGGACGAGGGGAGUUGUGACUGGAGGAUCCGCCGGUGGAGGGAGGCCUGCGUCCUCGCAGGCUGUGAUGCAGGGGGCCCUCACACGCAGAACGGGGAGGCAGACGAGCAUCAAGAGGUAUGUGAAGAACCCAAGGCAGGAGGAGAUAGAUGACUCCUGCUGCAAGUUCUUCAUGGAGAACGCGAUCCCGUUCAACGCCGCGAAGAGCAGGAGCUUCAAGAAGUUCACGCAGGCGUGUUAUGGGCCACAGCCUGCAGCGAGUCAUCCUCUUGUGCCUACUGGGUACAACCCCCUCAGGUGUCGGCUCCUGGAUCGCCUGAACAAGAGGUUGGAGGAAGAGGAGCAAGUGAUCCGGGACGACUGGGAGGUGACGGGCUGCACGUUCAUAACCGAUGGGACCACGGACAUCUGUGGUCAAUCGCUUAUGAACUACAUCCUCGCAGGCCGGUCGAAGCCUGUUUUCAUCAAGUGCGAGGAUGUCAGUGAGGGGGACAAGGAUUCCGCAGCUGUCGUAGCUGGAUGGAAGCGGUUCUUCAGGGAGGUGGGGGUGGAAAAGAUCACGGCCAUCUACACGGACUCUUUUGCGGGCAACACGAGUGCUGUCUGGAUGUUGAGGGAGGACCCCGAGUUCAGCCAGAUCUAUAAGUUGCCUUGCACCGCUCACUGCAUGGACCUCCUCCUGCACGACAUUUGCAAGAAGGAGUGGGCAGCUGAGAUCAUCAGCAAGGCGAACAGAGUGGUGAACUUCUUCCGGGUUCACAGGUGGCCCAGAUCGGCAUUGAGAACUCCACUUGUCAAGUUCCCGGACUUGAAAUGCAGUUGUCUCCUCCGACCGGAGCAGACGAGAUUUGGGACGCACUACGACAAUGCGGUGCUGUGGUGGGAGGCGCAUGGGGCGGGGCAUCCAGAGAUUUGUGAGCUGGCCAUCAGAGUGUUGUCGAUAUGGACGACUUCCUCUCCUGCUGAGAGGAACUGGAGCACUUGGCCUCUCGUGCAGACGAAGUGCAGGAACAAGCUGCACCACGAGCGCACCAACAAGUUGGUGUACUCGCACUGGAGCUUGAGGCUGAAGAGCAGGGGGGAAGACGGGCCCACGAUAGCAGGAGGGUGGCUGGGGCUCUCAGCUGACUGGGAGGACGAGGACCUGGAGGGAGACAUGGCGAAUGUCACCGAGGCCGUUGACGACCACGAGCCUGCUAUCGGGGGCGCCGGUUCUGCGGUGGGCAGCACCACUAUUCGCCACGAUCGAGCCGGCCCAUCGACAUCGAGGUCUGUGCAGAGAUUGGGGCAUGCAGAGGAGGUCGACGAGGAGGAGGAGGACGAGGACAUCAAAGACGAGAACGAGGAGGAGGAGGAGGAGGAGGAGCAGCACAUUCCAGGGGAGGAGUGGGUGGACGAGAGGUCAGACUCCGACAGGUCUUGGACGAGGAGAGAGGACGCCCCGACUGCGUUCCAAGCCUUGAAAGAGGUUUUGGUGAGUCAUCCUGUGCUCCGCAUUGCGGAUCCCAACCUCACGUUCGUAGUUACUACGGACGCGAGCCAGUUUGGGAUUGGUGCAGUGCUGCAACAAGAUGAUGGCGAUGGCCGGCGUCCGCUUGAGUACUACAGCAAACGCAUGCCCAGCCACAAGGUAGCCACUUCCACAUACAUGCGAGAGCUYUACGCCUUGCGCGAGGCGCUCACGCAUUGGAAGCACUACCUCUUGGGUCGCCACUUCAAGGUCUAUUCAGAUCACCAGACCUUGCAGUGGAUUAAGACACAAACUGAUCUUUCUUCUACGCUGACCCGCUGGUUGCAUGAUAUUGAUGUUUUCAACUUUGAUUUGAAGCAUAAGAAAGGCUGCUAUAAUCGCGUUGCUAAUGCUCUAUCCCGCCAUCCCGAGUACUUGACUUGCCUGGUGGAUUCAUACGACCUCCGCACGCAACUGAAGGAGGAUCUCGCCGAACACACCGCCAAGGACCCGGACCUGAGUCCUAUCCUUGAGCAGCUCAAGGCUGACCCUAACAACCAGCCUGAUUUUCAUGAAUGCGAUGGUCUUGUAUUCCGCCGGUAUGGGAAAUUCGAUCGCUUGUGUGUUCCUAACCAUGCACCUCUCCAGACUCAUUUCUUGGAUCUGGCACAUGGUCGGAGUGGACACUUUGGCUUUGAGAAGACUUACGCAAGUCUUCUCCAACAGUUUGACUGGCCGGGGAUGAAGGGAUCUGCUCAGAAGUUCAUUGCUGAAUGUCAAGUCUGUCAAAGAAUUAAGGUCCACAGGCAUAAGCCUUAUGGCCUCCUGAGACCCCUCCCAAUCCCUGAUGGUCCCGSGGAAUCRGUCUCUAUCRAUUUCACGGACAUGGGAAAGCUAGACGAGGCCGCUGUCUUGGGGACGGAGGUGGAGACGGAGAAUGGACCCGCCGAAGAGGCAUCUGCAAUGGUUGGUCCAAUGUCGUACGCGUCCGCCGACUGGUCCUUUGUCGUAGCUGAUCCAACCAUAAAUGUAAUGAUGGUGAUGAUGAUGUUGAGGUUGAUGACGAUGAUGCUGGAAGCGACGGCGACUGCGAUAGUGGUGUUGAAGGUGGUGGGGAGAGUGGUGGUGAUAGGGCAGGGGGCAGUCGUGGUGAUGAUGAUGGCGGUGGUGGUGGCAGAGGUGGUAAUGGCGGCGAUGGCAGCGUUGGAACUGCCACCGUAUUCGUAGGAUGAUGGCCCUCCUCCCUUGCAGCCACUUCGGCCAAAUUUGUUGCGAUUGGUCCGGUCUCCUGUCGGGUUGGCGCAUUCUCAUUAGCAUUUGGAAUUUCAGUUGUGGAGGGCUGAUGUUGGUCAGGCUGCGGGAUGUUUCCUAUUGCGUGCGGUUGUGCAAAAGACCUGCGAACAAAAUUUGCAUUCGGGA